GGCCCUUUGGUCUAUUUGUUUCUCUGUCUACGGUUUUGAUAGAGUUUGACUGUUGAGUUUAACUAGAUUUUCACAUGGAAGUAUUAAUUUUAUUCAAAAUAAGAUGUAUUUGUAUAAGGAAAGUUAACAAUCUAUUUAAGCCUUAUAACCAAUUAUAAAACCGCAUUAAGCUCGUACACUAAAUAAAUAAUUUGAUACCAUGGAGGUCAUGGACUUAGUAGCACGUUUUGAGAAUAUUGAAGAUUUUAGUGAUCCUACUUUAAUUGAUGAUUUACAAAUGGUCUUAGAACAAAUUCAAGCCGAAGACGAAGAGUUCAUGCAGAUACUCUUGGAUAAAAGAGAAAGCAUGAUUGUUACUUGGGAACAACCCUGGUAUCAAGAGACAAACUGCCUUACUAGACCGCUUAAAGUAAAGGAUGAUAAUAAUUUGUCUCAGAAUUAUCGAACAGAUACCAUUUGCUCUGAAGAAAGUGAAUUAAUAUCUAAAAACUGGAAGGACUUUCGAAAGACUUAUGGUAUUCCAAAUAAACCAGCAUGCCUUGCACGGUGGAGAAAUAAAGAUAAAUCACGCCGCCCGAAUACACCAGAGGAAUUAGUGAGAAGAUUUGUAAUGGCAUAUCUAGCACGUGGUUUAAAUAGAACUAUCUAUCAAGUAUACAAAUUUUUUAUAACCCACUAUGGCAAUAGGUUUAAAGGACGAUAUUCGACAUAUGAGAAGAAAAUUAUGAUUGUUUGUAUGUACCACAAUCCCAAAAAUAUGGUACCAUAUUUGUCAGCUGUGCUUGGACGAGAACCAAGGGGAAUUUAUAAGAAAUUGCUUCAACUUAGUAAUGGAAAAAAAACUGAGAGGAAAAACUUCAAAUGGACAUUGCCCUUGUGUACAAAAUUUUUAAAACUCCUGUUACAAUACACUGGAAAUCCAUUAGAAAAAUUGCAAAACAAAAAAAUUGACACAUCAAUAUGGGUACAACUUGAAGAAACUAUGGAUAAAGAACAUAUAAAUUUACAAAUGUUUUGGUACAACAGUUUACAUGUCCAACUAUUUGUUAGAUCUGAUGUAAAACUGAAUAAACUUAGGAGGAAAAUUUUAAAAAAAUUAGAGCUUUAUCCUUACAAAAUUUGGUCUGACAUUAGAUGGAAAGAAAUUGUCAAGCAUUUUCCGGAUGGCUUCACUCAUGGUUUUUUGUAUAAAACAACUGCAAAUAUAUUUAGAAAAUACAAAGAUUAUCGCCAAACUCCUUUACAAAAACUAAUAGAAUAUGGUCUGCAAAGAAUUAAAACAAUGCCUAACAAAAGAUUAAAAACUUUAGUAUUCAAUGAAAAGCAAGAACUAGAAAUUAUUAGUUAUAAAAAGUAAUUUGGAUUCAAUUGCAUCAAUUAAUUCAAACAAAAAUAUUGUUUUUUCUCUUGAUCACAUUACUAGUACAAUAGGUAUCCUAAAAUCAAUAACGAUUUCAAUCAGAAAAGACAUAGCAUUAUUGCAAUGUAAGCUUCUAACGACAGAAAGAGAAGCUUAAUAAACAAUUAUCCCUAAUUGAUAUGACAGAAUAAGUCAUAAUCUAGGUAUUCCUUAUGUAUUCGUUCACAGAUCACAGAUAAAUUUUAAGUGAAAUAUAGGUCCUAAUCAAAACUGUUUGUAGUAUAUAUAUAGCAAAACUAUUAACAAAUCACAUGGAUUAUGU
Molecule: messenger RNA, 1682 nt
Organism: Nymphalis io (European peacock)
Lineage: Eukaryota; Metazoa; Arthropoda; Insecta; Lepidoptera; Nymphalidae
Exons: 5
Coding region: 200-1357 (385 amino acids)
Source: RefSeq, a predicted model, not a curated record